AGACAUUAAGAAUCGAGUGUUUCAAGUGUCUGAAAAAUGGAGGUCAAGCGAGUGAAGAGAGAUGUUAAAACUUUGCUUGAUGAAUAUAUUGGACAGCGACUCAGAGAAACUGGUUUUGAUCCAAAGGGAAAAAGCUCUUCUACAAUGUUAGAUGAUUUGGCCCAUUAUGACUUGGCUAUAAGUGUAGCUUUGUGGUGGCUCAAUAAAGAUAAUGGGAAGAAUGCAGCUGAAAAUGACUACAUAGGAAUUGGCAGUUUAAAACAUAUUAGCCAGUACCCUAAUCACCUGGAAAGAGAAGCAAUGAUCCUUUCUUCCUUUGCUGGAAUGCUUCUGAACAGCUUACCUAUAGAAGAUAUUCUGUCUCUGUACAAUUGCAAACCAGUGUCAUCUUACCCUCAUAAUAAUACUAAGGGCAAUAUUGUUCACCCAUUCUCCCUCUCUUAUCAUCCAUUUGCUAUGCUCAGUUCAUUCAAAGCAGUAGACCACUCAAGAAAACACACCCGGGUACUGAAACGCUGGAUCAAGGAACACCGUAAACAGGAGGUCUCUCCAUUAACCUCCUACGACCUGGCGUCCACAUAUGUGGACAUCACAUUUUUAGUUGUGUGCACCAUAAAACUUAAUUCUGUGUAA
Messenger RNA from Carassius auratus (goldfish), 633 nucleotides. RefSeq lists its product as uncharacterized. Lineage: Eukaryota; Metazoa; Chordata; Actinopteri; Cypriniformes; Cyprinidae. The transcript is spliced from 7 exons. The record is from RefSeq and is a predicted model, not a curated record. Bases 37 to 633 code for a protein of 198 amino acids.